Liolophura sinensis is the source of this 2299-nucleotide messenger RNA. RefSeq names its product glutathione hydrolase 1 proenzyme-like. The coding region runs from base 1 to 1860 and encodes 619 amino acids. NCBI's taxonomy places the organism in Eukaryota, Metazoa, Mollusca, Polyplacophora, Chitonida, Chitonidae. The transcript is spliced from 13 exons. Gene Ontology annotation, molecular function: glutathione gamma-glutamate hydrolase. Gene Ontology annotation, biological process: glutathione catabolic process. Gene Ontology annotation, cellular component: plasma membrane. The record is from RefSeq and is a predicted model, not a curated record.
AUGACGAGCAAAGAGAGUUACGAAUUGGCUUCAACUGGCCAGGAAAAUGGAAUGAAAGUCGCCAGUUAUGGCAGUAGCCGACACAAAGUCUCCAAAUUGAUAUCGUGCGCCAUCUUUUUGGGAGCAGUCAUCAUAGCGAUCGGUCUUGCUAUUGGGAUAGCAAUUGGUCUGUCAAAUCGCGACUACACUGACCGACAGAUCAACACUGACGGCAACAAGCCACUGUUCUCGUCCCAGCUCGGCCGAUACCGGUAUGCCUCGGUGGCUUCUGACGCUACUAUAUGCUCCGAUAUUGGGACAGACAUCCUCGCUCGAAAACGAGGCUCCGCCGUGGAUGCAGCCAUUGCUUCACUCUUCUGUAUGGGAGCUGUUAACAUGCAUAGUAUGGGGAUUGGCGGAGGUUUCUUUGCAACCAUCUAUGACAGUGAGACAAAGAUGGUCAAAGUUAUGGAUGCUCGUGAAGCGGCGCCUUGGAGAGCGAAUGAAACCAUGUACAAUGGCAAUAAAGAUAAGGCUUUGUUUGGGGCGCUGGCCAUUGGUAUACCAGGGGAGGUCAAAGGUUAUUGGCAGAUGCACCGGGAGUACGGCAAACUACCCUGGUCUGACCUCAUCCAACCCACAAUUCAGCUGUGUGAGAGAGGAAUUCCGGUGACACCUGCUUUGUCACGAGCUAUAGACAGACUUGUUGAAAUGGACGCAUUAUCCGACGAUCUCAGUCAAAUGUUGACCAACCCCGUCACAGGGUUAUUGGUGAAAGAGGGAGACGUGGUAAAACGUCCAAGAUUUACCAGAACCUUGCGUAUCCUGGCACAGGAGACUGGGGAGGGUUUCUACCAUGGCGGCUUAGCCACCGACAUUGCCCAUGACAUCCUAGACCGAGGUGGAAUCAUCACAGAACGGGACUUGGAAAUGUACAAGGCCAAAUGGAAAGCGCCUCUGACGUUUGGCAUGAAGGACGGUUCCAUCUUGUACUCUCCACCAGCGCCAUCUAGCGGAGCAGUACUCUCACUUAUACUGAGUAUAUUAGAAGGUUACGGAUUCAGCAACGACUCUCUAGGCACAGAGGAGAAGACAAUACUGACCUAUCACCGGAUUGCUGAGGCCAUGAAAUUUGCAUACGCCAAGCGGACGAAUUUGGGAGACUCCGACUUCGUGGACGUAGAUGAGUUAGUGAAAAAUAUGACAACACCCGAAUAUGGUGAAAGUCUUCGGAAGCAAAUUUCUGAUCACACGACCUUUGACCCCUUGCACUAUGGACCUACCUUUCAUGAUGACAUGAAGACUGGUACCGCCCACUUGUCUUUGAUGGACGUGGACGGCAAUGCUGUCUCAGUGACGAGCACAAUAAACCUAUAUUUCGGAUCCGGUGUCGUUGGAAAAAGAACAGGGAUAAUCUUUAACGAUGAAAUGGACGACUUUUCCAUGCCGAACAUCAUCAACGCUUUUGGCAUCAAACCUUCGCCUGCCAACUUCAUUUACCCAUUUAAGCGGCCAAUGUCCUCUAUGUGUCCUGCCAUAAUAGUAAAGGGAGAUAAAUCAGUGAGAAUGGUAACUGGUGCUGCAGGAGGUUCAAAGAUAACAACUGCUGCUGCGCUGGUUGUUUUAAGAGCACUGCGCUUUGACCAAGAUUUGAAAACUGCCACAGACUCACCUCGAUUUCAUCACCAGUUGUUACCGAAUGAAUUGAUGGUAGAGGAAAAUGGAUUCUCUGAGGUAAUACUUGAAGGUCUAAAGGCUAAAGGUCACGUGAUCACAACAUCCAAUCCGAGAGGGUCAGUGGCUCAGACGAUAUUGACCAAUAGCACGGACAUUCUAGGCAUCUCAGACGACCGGAAAAGCGCAAAGGCUUCUGGGUACUAAUGUGGUUCACGAUGAAUGGCCAGUCUCCUGUGGUUGCGCUUUUACCAGGAGCGAAGUGUUUGGAUCUUAUCAUCUGAACUGGUAUUUGGACAUCCGGCGGAAGUAUUUGGAAGUCAUCAGUCAGCCAGAUGGUUUUCAAGAUGGCGAUGACGCCUUACGAACGUCAUCUGAGAAAAGAUUUGCACGUCAGGAUAUGCCCUAGAAAUCGGCCUGGCCACAGAAUUGUCACCUCAUACCAGUACGUUUGACACUCAUCGCAUUUUCACAAAACUUGGGUUACCAAGUUUACCUAUGACUGUACAGUAAGGCGUGCCAUGUCCAGUUUCCUGACAAACUGCGCCUCCUCAUUCACGCACCUAGAUUAACACGUUGUACCAACUUUCAAAACCCAUUCCAUUUAAUUUUCACACAGAAUUUGCUUCCAUAUUUCUUACUCAAA